Glycine soja is the source of this 1369-nucleotide messenger RNA. Its product is annotated as aspartic proteinase CDR1-like. The record is from RefSeq and is a predicted model, not a curated record. The transcript has a single exon. NCBI's taxonomy places the organism in Eukaryota, Viridiplantae, Streptophyta, Magnoliopsida, Fabales, Fabaceae. Gene Ontology annotation, molecular function: aspartic-type endopeptidase activity. Gene Ontology annotation, cellular component: extracellular region. Gene Ontology annotation, biological process: proteolysis. Bases 1 to 1305 code for a protein of 434 amino acids.
AUGAAAACAAUAUCACCUUCAACUCUUGCUCUAGUUUUAUUCUAUCUUUGCAACAUCUUUUACUUGGAGGCUUUCAAUGGUGGCUUUAGUGUGGAGAUGAUCCACCGUGACUCAUCAAGAUCACCAUUCUUUCGUCCCACAGAAACUCAAUUCCAACGAGUUGCUAAUGCCGUCCAUCGUUCCGUCAAUCGUGCCAAUCAUUUCCACAAAGCUCAUAAGGCCGCUAAGGCCACUAUAACACAAAAUGAUGGUGAAUAUCUAAUCAGCUAUUCAGUUGGAAUCCCUCCGUUUCAACUUUAUGGUAUUAUUGAUACAGGUAGUGACAUGAUUUGGUUGCAGUGUAAACCUUGUGAAAAAUGUUACAACCAAACCACUCCUAUAUUUGAUCCUUCAAAAUCUAACACAUACAAAAUCCUUCCCUUUUCUUCUACUACAUGUCAAUCUGUUGAAGAUACCUCUUGUUCCUCUGAUAAUAGGAAAAUGUGUGAAUAUACUAUUUACUAUGGGGAUGGAUCAUACUCACAAGGAGAACUUAGUGUGGAAACCCUAACUUUAGGCUCCACCAAUGGCUCAUCUGUCAAAUUUCGUAGAACCGUGAUAGGUUGUGGACGUAACAAUACUGUCUCCUUUGAAGGCAAAAGCUCGGGCAUAGUUGGCCUAGGAAAUGGACCUGUGUCGCUAAUAAAUCAAUUGAGACGUCGUUCUUCUUCAAUAGGUAGAAAGUUUUCCUAUUGUUUGGCUUCAAUGUCUAACAUAUCUAGCAAACUCAAUUUUGGAGAUGCUGCUGUGGUUUCUGGGGAUGGGACUGUCUCAACUCCAAUAGUCACACAUGACCCAAAAGUAUUUUACUACCUAACCUUGGAAGCAUUCAGUGUGGGAAACAAUAGAAUAGAGUUUACAAGCUCCUCAUUUAGAUUUGGUGAAAAGGGAAAUAUCAUAAUUGACUCAGGUACAACACUCACUCUUUUGCCAAAUGAUAUUUACUCAAAGUUGGAAUCAGCAGUAGCAGAUCUGGUUGAAUUAGACCGUGUUAAGGAUCCACUUAAACAGUUGAGCCUUUGCUACAGAAGUACUUUUGAUGAACUAAAUGCACCAGUGAUCAUGGCACAUUUUAGUGGUGCAGAUGUCAAGUUAAAUGCUGUCAACACCUUUAUCGAAGUGAAACAAGGGGUAACAUGCUUGGCUUUCAUUUCUAGUAAAAUUGGUCCCAUCUUUGGGAACAUGGCUCAGCAAAACUUCUUGGUUGGCUAUGAUCUUCAAAAGAAAAUUGUCUCCUUUAAGCCCACAGAUUGCAGCAAGCAGUGAUUGAUUGUUGUUUGUUUUGUUUAGUCUGUGUGGAUCAACAAUAAAAUUAUACAUUUCAUCAAAA